AUGCAUGGUAGACACCACAUCCAGAGUCGUAGUCGUAGUCGUAGUCAUAGUGGGGCGACAUCUCCGCAUGAGUCUAUCACUACUAACCUCCAGCCAUUAUUCUCACCCCAAGAACUCCAGCAGUCCACCAUCUUCAAACCCUCAACUAGACAACCUCCCAGUAACCAUAACCAUAACCAUAACCAUAACCAUGGCCAAAACAACCCGCAUCCCUAUCCGAACCGAAAAAGCCCCCUUCCACCCCCAUUCCUCUCCCAGGGAAUCAAAGUAGCGAACAUGAUCUACUGCUCCGGGCAGGUCGGCGUGGAUCCUACAACGGGGAAGAUGGUGGAGGGCCCCAUACAAGCGCGCACUAAGCAAAUCCUGCAUAAUCUCUCCGCGGUUCUGGAAGCAGGCGGGUCGAGUCUGCAGGAUGUCGUCAAGGUGAAUAUCUUCCUGGCUGAUAUGGGGGACUUUGCGGCUGUGAAUGAAGUCUACCAGGCGGCGUUUGGGGAGCCGAAGCCGGCGCGAACUUGCGUUGCUGUUAAGACGUUGCCGUUGGGGACGGAUGUGGAGAUUGAGUGUUCUGCGGUGGUGACGAGAGGGAGGGAUUCUCGACUUUAGGUCUUAUGGUAUGAUGAUUGGGAAGCGUCGUGAUGUGUUGGGCGGGUGUGAUAGGUAAAGUGUCUUGAGGUGACAGUCAUAUGGCUGGUGUUGAUGUGGCUGGAUUCGAUGGUAUUUCUGGUCCUCAGGCAGAAAUUCAUAUUUCUAGACCCCUUCAAGACAAAAUGUGGCACCAAGGACCAUGGCAUAUCCGUUUGCAUGGCUUAGAUCUGAGAUAGCCAUGUAUGAUGUUAGC
This is a messenger RNA of Aspergillus novofumigatus IBT 16806, 838 nucleotides long. RefSeq names its product YjgF-like protein. Gene Ontology annotation, cellular component: cytosol; mitochondrion. Gene Ontology annotation, molecular function: deaminase activity. Bases 1 to 603 code for a protein of 200 amino acids. Lineage: Eukaryota; Fungi; Ascomycota; Eurotiomycetes; Eurotiales; Aspergillaceae. The record is from RefSeq and is a predicted model, not a curated record. The transcript has 3 exons.